Molecule: messenger RNA, 2063 nt
Organism: Limulus polyphemus (Atlantic horseshoe crab)
Lineage: Eukaryota; Metazoa; Arthropoda; Merostomata; Xiphosura; Limulidae
Product: Na(+)/H(+) exchange regulatory cofactor NHE-RF1-like
Exons: 2
Coding region: 499-1248 (249 amino acids)
Biological process (GO): protein localization to plasma membrane
Cellular component (GO): apical plasma membrane
Molecular function (GO): protein binding; protein-membrane adaptor activity
Source: RefSeq, a predicted model, not a curated record
GACUUAUAAGUUGUAGGGGUAUAACUUAUACUAUAGUGAUAAGAUUUUGUUUCUAUCAAUGAUAGAUUUAGAGUCACAGUGUCAAGCAGUAUUGAUGGCUUAAAACUGUGAUACUUGACAGAACCUUAAUGAAAAUUUGUUGCUUCAACCGAUCAGGUGUUUUGUAAGACAGGAAGUACAAUAUUUGGUACCUUUAUCAGUUAAUGUUAAUUUAUACUAUAUUAUAAAAUUAUAGGAGUUUGGUCAAUGUACCUUUGUUUAAUUUUUUAAGCUAAACAAAUAGUAGUGAUACAAGUAAGUUAGUAAUAUUAGUAUUACUAACGCUAGUAACAAUUAAUAGUUGAUGUAGUACUAAAUAGUAAUUACUAAUACUAACGUCACUUAUACUAGUGUUACUACUCCAAAAGAAUUACACUUUACAGGCAAUAGCACUAGAGUAGAGGCCGUAAAAUAGAAGAGAAAAACCAGCCUAUUUCACAGCUAGCAGGGUUAGAAAACAUGUCUUCGGAACUUCCACCCGAUGCGCCAGCGCCAAGACUAUGUCAUAUUAUAAAAUGGCCAGAUUUUGAAGGUUACGGUUUUAACUUGCAUUCACAAAAGUCUAGACAUGGACAAUACAUUGGCAAGAUUGAUGAAGCUAGCCCUGCUGAGUUUGGUGGUCUAAGGGAAGGAGAUAGAAUUAUUGAGGUAAAUGGGGUAAAUGUUGCAAAUGAAAACCACAAGCAAGUUGUUGAAAGAAUAAAAUGCAUUCCAAAUGAAACCAAUUUAUUGGUUGUAGAUCCAGAAGCUGAAAAGUGGUAUAUAGAAAACAACGUAGUAGUUAAAAGUGGACAGAGUAACGUCAUCUUUUUAAAAACCCCAACAAAAAGGCCUGUCAAAGAAACAAGUUUCAAUGAAACUGAAAAUGAAAGAGAAAUGGACAAAGUCGAAAAAUCACCAGGGAUGAAUAUAAAUGGUUCAUCAAAAGAAGAACUAGUAUCUUCUAACAAAGCUUUGGCAGAGUCAACAUCCUCAAGCCUACCUCAAAAUGCAGACAAUGUCAACUUAAGCCAUGGGAACACUGGCUUAGCUCCUGAUUCUCCUCAUUCAAGCAAGCCCAGUCAGAAUGGCCUUAGUACUUCUAGUGAUUUGAACUUCAACAUGAGUGCCUCAGAAAUGCGCAAAUUGUUAACUUCUAAAAAAAAGAAAGACCCAAGAAAUAACCAGAUGGACAUGAAAGAAAAGUACAAUCAGAUUCAACAAUUGUGAUGAUUUUUAUGUCUGUGGAUUUUGUUAUGAUGUUCUGGAAAAUUGUUUUACAUAAAAUAAAACCCAACUUAAGAACAUUUUAGCACGUCUGAAUGAGGGAAUAUAAAAUAGGGGAUUGUAUAAUGUUAUAUAAAAGUCUGAUGUAUAGCUUUAUCACUAAAUAUAAUUCUAUUUCAUAUAAAAGUUCUUCUGACCUUAGAAAAAAUUACACUGCACUUUGUUCUCCUCAAUUCUUUACUGUUUAAUGUCUUGAAGUUUUUCUCUCACUUAUUUGUAAAAUGGUUACUUUACUUUUAAGUCUUAUCAUGAGUAUAAGGACAUUGUUACUUUUAGUGUGGCAACAUCUUGUUGAGAACUGUAUGACUUGUGUGUACAUUCAUUUACAGUUGUUACAUUUUUCAAAAAAAAGACUAGUAUAUUAUUAUGUACCUGUCAAAUCAUUUUGUACAUUAUACUUAAUAUGUGUUGUUGCUCUUGAGAAAUAUUCAAUCUAUUUGUAAGGUUAUUUAUGUGUUUGGUCAAAUCUUUUGCAAUCUCUCUCUCUCUCUCUCUCUCUCUCUCUCUAUAUAUAUAUAUAUAUAUAUAUAUAUAUAUAUGUGUGUGUGUGUGUGUGUAUAAACAGCCAAGACAGGUGUAACUAAAUUGCACACUUUCCUUUGAAAUAUCAAAAAUGAAAGUGGCAAAUAAAACGAGUAUGGUCCUAAACAGUAUUUUAAAACAUGCAUCUGGGGUGUGUGACAUCUAGAAUGUGUAGUUUCUUCAUCAGAAGGUUUAAUACCUGCUACUAUGACACUGAUUAGAGUUUGUUCAUUUAA